Cyclopterus lumpus (lumpfish) is the source of this 2873-nucleotide messenger RNA. It is a transcript of the gene fam117aa, whose product is annotated as family with sequence similarity 117 member Aa. The transcript has 8 exons. The record is from RefSeq and is a predicted model, not a curated record. The coding region runs from base 367 to 1713 and encodes 448 amino acids. NCBI's taxonomy places the organism in Eukaryota, Metazoa, Chordata, Actinopteri, Perciformes, Cyclopteridae.
ACCAAUACGUGCUCAGUAGUGCUCUGCGCCAACCAACCAGAUCGCCCUCCCUUGGAAUCAGAGACUGCACGAGAUAGUUGCUUCAGGUUGAGCCGAGCUCCAAGUGCCGAGUAACAAGCAGCGAUGUGCGGGAGCAGCGCCUCGUCUCCUCCGGUGUCCUCUCCAGCCUGCAGCACGAAGGAGUACUUAUGAGGAUGCGUUAAACCUCUCUCUCUCACUCUCUCUCACUCUCUCUCUCUCUCUGCGCCUUCAACCCGAAAGUAAGCAAGAAAAACAACCAUGGUCAUCAUCACAAAAGGAAACGUAAGCUGGGUGCCCAACCAGAGGCCCAAUCGGACUUUUGGAUCAUCAUCGCGGAUGAACUGAAUGUGCACAGAGAGGAAGUCAGCGCAGCGCAGAGUUGCAGUGAGAGAAGUGAAGAAGAAAAAGAAGCGCGCGUGUGUGUGUGCGUGUGCGUGUGUGUGUGUUUUCAUAAGCGGUGCUUUUGAGUGGGGGAUGUCGGGUAGAAGUGGAGGAGCGCCUCGGGGGUGCAGCAACCCCAUCCUGCAGCCCCUCAGAGCCACAAUCCCAUACCAGCUCCAGAGGGGCUCAGCCCUCCUCUGCAGGGAGGUCAAGACGGCCGACAGGACCGCGGCUCGCCCGCCGAAACCCACCAUCCGCCGAACUCUGUCUUUGGACGCCAUCGUCGGACCCUAUCUGCAGGGACAGUGGCCCAAAGAGGCGGAGAGCACGGCCGUUACCUGUGUCAAUGACAAAGCCACGCAGACUCCAAGUUCCUGGGCAGAGGAGACCCGAGGAAGGAGAAGCUCUGGCGGACACAAGCGCUCGGCCUCGUGGGGCAGUGCAGAGCACCUGAGGGAGGUCGCCAAACUGAGGCACCAGUUGCAGAAGCGCUCCCGCCAUGUUCCUCCCCCAGCAGAGUACGAGCUACACCACCACCCACUGCCAGCAGGUCAUGCAGCGGGCAUCACUCAGACGCUGCCUCUGGCGCCGCUGAACAGGCUCGCCCCGCGGCUGCGACGCAGUGUUGAAGGCCUCAACUUAGAGCUGGAGGAGGUGUUUGUUUCUGAGAAACCUGACGAUCGGCAUGAGAUUUUGGAUAUCCCAGAUGGCCACAGGGCCCCUGUCCCUGUCCAGAGAUGCAGCAGUGGCUCUCAGAGUGAGCCCUCCCCGGGCCCCUUGGAUCUGGAUCCUUCCCUCCUCUCUCCUUCUCAGUCCCCCUGUCCUCUAGAUCCAUCGCUUCUGUCCCCAUCAAAUUCCCCAUCUCCGUUGAACCCAUCUCUCUUGUCUCCGUCACAGUCUCCCUGUGCCAUGGGAGAGCCAGAGCCGGUGGACUGCGAGGCGGCGUGUCCCGCCAUGUCGAUGCCGCUCCCUUCAUUUGCAUUGGAUCCUCCUCUGCUGCAGCCCUGCUCUUCCGCUCCUCGUCCCAACAAAACCUACUCCUUCCAGCGCGAGCCGCCAGAAGGCUGCGAGCGAGUGCGAGUGUGUGAGGAGGGGAUAUCUGCCUGUCAGGAUGAGCCUUUCCUCCAGCCUUCCUGCCCUGACCCCAAUAAAGUCAACUUUACCCCCCAUGGAGUCUCUGCUUUCUGCCCCGUCAGUCUUCUGAAGCCCCUUCUCCCCUCCAUGGACCUCCUCUUCCGCGGCCUGUCAGUCUCUCCGGUCACCGGCUGCCCAGGUCAGGCCUCUCCCACCAGGCACCUGGGCCUGCAGUAGGUGGAUGUGUACCUGAGCCUCCUCUCAGGACUGAACCACGCUGUACUGCCAGAACCUACAGAAACUGGAUGCGGUUUAUAUGCCAUCAGAUACCUGUGGUCACAUGGCUCAUCAGUGCAAAAUAAGAGACGUUGUGACUCGUACUUUAGAUUAACUUUGGCCUAAAAUCCGUCUGCUUUACUGAUUAUUUCCCCCUUCAGGAAACAAUUUAGCUGAUAUUUACAUCAUCAGCACUUAGUAUUCCUCCAUAUGGACUGUGGAUUAAUAACAGGACUGGAAAUGUUGGAAAAUGCUGAAAAGUUUUUACAGCUAUAGAAGUUUUUAUGUUCUUUUUUAUAUGUUUUAGUUCAAACAGCGGUUCAGACAUAGGCUGCUCGGAAUGUUUUAAUUUUUAAUGUCCAAAUAAGUGAGUUCUGAGUCAAAAACCCAUGCACUUACAACACAAGUAUUACCUUCUUAAUACACUUUGAGGAAAGAAUUGUUAAGUUUUGUUCAACUUUCAUCUUAAUUUGAGUACUUGAUGGGUUUGUUUCUUUAAAUUUCAGAACAUCAGAUUGUUGGAAAGAUAUAUUUUUGGUCCAAAGUUAAAUGAUGGCCUGCUUUUCUACAAGGAAGAGAUAUAUAUAUAUAUAUAUAUAUAUAUAUAUAUAUAUAUAUAUAUAUAUAUAUAUAUAUAUAUAUAUAUAUAUAUAUAUAUAUAUAUAUAUAUAAGCGAGUGACAUACUAUAUGUGAGUUUUUUUAGGAGGCUGAAGAUACUGUUUUAUGAUACUUCUAUUAGCAGGAAUGGAGGUUUUAGUAGCUUUACUUGUACACAGCGGGCAUUGUUCUAACCAAACAUAAGCAUGUUUGUGAACUUUUUAAGAAUUUGAGUCUUUGGUCCAAUCUGAGCCUCUUUGGUCUGGCCAGAAAGCCUUAAAUUAGUCAAUAUUCUCUUGGGACAAGGAAGAGGUUGACUCCCUCAGCUUGAGUUAAAUUGAUCAAACACUGUCUCUGUUAGCAUAAUCAUAUUCAACACUGAAUUAAACAUAGCUACAGUUAGGUAUGAUUUGUCAGCCUUGUAUUUUCUCUGAACCGAAUAUGCACCCUUUAAUACUUUAAAUGCAUAGUGUGCCAUUGCGAAGAGAAUAAAAAUAAACAGGUUGUCUCGGCAUGUAAUGAA